CUAGACUCCGGAGAGCAGGGCCCCCGCCACAGGCGCGCUCGCCCGGGUCUGGCUUCUGCCCGCACCCCGAGUGCCCGCGAUCGAUGGACGGCGAGGUCUCGGCGGGCCGGCUCUGAGCCCGGCCGCUCCCGACAUCGCAGCUGCGUCCGGCGCUGAGAAGCCCCGGGUCCCUCGGGCCCGCGCCGCCCGUACCGUCGCCCCGGCCUGCCGAUGGCGUCCGCUGCCAGCCCCGGGACCCGCUGACCCCCCCCCCCCCCCCGGACUCGCCCCGCCCCCAUGGGGCCGCGUGGCCCAGGCCCCGCGCGCCACGGGCCGCCCACCCCGGCUGCUGGACUCCGCUUUCCUCUCGCUCCUCGGUGACCUGGAGCCAGCGCCGGGCCCCGGGGUGUUGGCCGCCCCCCGUUGGAUGCUCAAGGGGCUUCACAGACGCCGCCGCCGCGCUGGACCCCGCGGGCAGCCCCGUUCACUUUGGGCCUUUGGGACUCUUUUAAGUCCCCUCCCCCCCCCCGCCCCGAAGCUUUGGUUUUUUGUCCCCUUUCCCCCCUUUUAUAAUCACCAGCUCUGACACAGGAGCUUGAAACUGCCAGUUUGCUGGGGGGUGGGGCGGUGCUGCUGUGUUCCUUCUCCGGUUUGAUUUGAUUUAGGGGGUGUUUUCUUUUGAUGACCUGAGCGCACGGGGCAGCUGCUUCUCUCCUCUGCCAGGAAUUUGCACAAUAUUUGUGUGUGUGUGGGGGGGGGGUUGGGGAUGAGAUUGUAACAAAAGUCAUCCUUUUGGUUUUGCCUUCGGACAAGCACGGGGGUCUCCUUCGCCUCCGUGUGGGGGUCAGGAGGGGCUUUGCGGGUCGGGGUCCCUGCCUGUGUGCAGCCCCCGGCCGGCCGGCCUCCUGCCCGGCGGGAGGAGGCAUGGCCCGAAUGAACCGCCCCGCCCCGGUGGAGGUGAGCUACCGGAACAUGCGCUUCCUCAUCACGCACAACCCCACCAACGCCACGCUCAGCACCUUCAUCGAGGACCUGAAGAAGUAUGGGGCCACCACCGUGGUGCGCGUGUGCGAAGUGACCUACGACAAGGCCCCGCUGGAGAGAGACGGCAUCACCGUGGUGGACUGGCCCUUUGAUGACGGGGCACCCCCGCCCGGCAAGGUGGUGGAGGACUGGCUGAGCCUGCUGAAGGCCAAGUUCUGCGACGACCCAGGCAGCUGCGUGGCCGUGCACUGCGUGGCGGGUCUGGGGAGGGCUCCGGUCCUGGUGGCGCUGGCCCUCAUCGAAAGUGGGAUGAAGUAUGAAGAUGCAAUCCAGUUCAUCCGGCAGAAACGCCGCGGGGCCAUCAACAGUAAGCAGCUCACCUACCUGGAGAAGUACCGGCCCAAGCAGAGGCUGCGGUUCAAAGACCCGCACGCACACAAGACCAAAUGCUGUGUGAUGUAGCCCGGGCCGCGGGUGGGGAGGGGGGGACGCGGGGGGGGGGCGCCGGCCGGGCCGGGCGCUGUCAGGGCGGCGCCCAGCGAAGGCGCCUGCGUCCCAGGAGGCCGUGGCGGUCCCAGCUCCUCCACCCGCGUGCCCGGCGCCCAGGGCUGCCUCGCUGAGGCCGGGGUGGGGCGGGCGGGGGGCUCCGCCCUGGACUUGUGGGCCCGCCCCCGGCAGCAGGCGGCCCCCUUCAGCCCGCGUGUGGGGGUGUGUGUGUCUUUUUUAACCACUGGACGCUCCCUGUUUGGUGACCCCCUCCUCUGCCCUCGUUAUCAGAUCCCGGGGUGUCAGAUGCUCUGGACGUUUGAAGGCAAUAAAAUGGGAGCGGUG
This is a messenger RNA of Perognathus longimembris pacificus (Pacific pocket mouse), 1794 nucleotides long. RefSeq names its product protein tyrosine phosphatase 4A3 (gene Ptp4a3). Gene Ontology annotation, molecular function: protein tyrosine phosphatase activity. NCBI's taxonomy places the organism in Eukaryota, Metazoa, Chordata, Mammalia, Rodentia, Heteromyidae. Gene Ontology annotation, biological process: endothelial cell migration; protein dephosphorylation. The record is from RefSeq and is a predicted model, not a curated record. Gene Ontology annotation, cellular component: nucleus.